AUGUGCCCGGCUACCUUGAAAGACCUUUCUGCCAAAGAAGCAAUUAUUACACGUGAAGACAUUAACAAUAAAGGGACGUCACCUCCUGCUAGUGAGAAUAUUGAUCACACUCUUGGGCGGGUCACUCCAUUGGAGACGCCAGACCGAAAUACAAUGCGGCCAAUACGUCCUACCUGGGAAAGAAAUGGUACUCGCGCGUCGCAUCCGCGUUUCCGAUAUACCCAGUGGCCCUGCGACUUUCGUGCGGCGUUCUAUAGCGAACAUAUGGAGGGACAGAACGGCCAAACAUCCGAUGCAUUGCAUAACCAGACGAUACUGCGACAACGCCGCGAAAUCGAGAGCUUGAAGAAACAGCUGAGAAAAUUCAUAGCGAAAGCCAAGACACUUGUUGAAGAUGACACCAAUGGUGCCUCAUUAAACGCUGCUGCCUCCUCAGCGUCCGUUCCGGAUAAUGAAGGCAGAGAUGAAAGUAACGAAGAUUCAUUCGUGGCCACCGCUGUGUGGGAUGACGGAGACGGGGUCUACAGAUGCACCGAUUGCCUCUGGGAAGUCAUCGACCAGUUUUGCCAAGGCUGUGGCAGAACCUAUGAGCAUGACAUGGAAGAUCUCCUUCCUCACGAUCCUUACAGUAGUAUCUCUACCAACGACGAGGCUCUCGUAAGCGACCGAUUUAGAGCACCGCGCGGCACAACCCCGCUGCUAGACAUAGAGCUAGCGCCUGAAGACGUGCAGAAACCGCCUGAAUACUUACGACUCCUCCGUCGGGGGGGAACAGGAGCGAUGUGUGAAAGGUACAAGUUGACAUUUACCGAGAAGGGAGGAAUCACCGCUAGAGCAGAUAAGGGGCUGAGGGAACUCUUCGCGGGCCCCGCAAUCGAUGAAGACGACCUAUGGUCCAUUCACCUUGGGCGGUGCAUCAAGCUGGAAGAAGCGGACACCGACGGCACUCAGUUCAUUCAGGACUUGCUGGAGGAGGUACUCUAUUUCCCUCUUCGCUCCGAAUUCAGCCAGUGCAUCUGGGAGCGCUGGGAGACCGUAAAGACCGACGCGGACGUAUGGGUUACGAGACCAAUCCUCGACCGAUUCGAGCAGCUGGAAAACAGCGACGGCGAAGAUUUCUGGGAUGAUGCGGACGACGAUACAGUAGGCGCUCGCGAGUCCCUGUUGAGGGAUCGGGCUUUGGCCGACGAAUCGGACGAGGAGGUCAUUCAACCCGAUGAGUACGAGAGCACGGAUGAAGAGUCAGGGGUAUCGGACGGCUCGGAUGAUGAAAUGGAAGACGCGGACUGGACGUUCCAAGCCGGAGUGUCUGACGCUGUCUACGAUCCUAGUACGGAUUCGGACAUGGAGGACCAGCUUGAAGAGGACUGUUCAGAUUGCGUUCCAGUCACAAAGACAGAGCUGGACGAUGGAGCCGUGGCAGUCAAGCCUGAGGACCCGUAUGACUCCGCGGACUCGGACUUCGACUCGGAAGAAGAGCUUAGCGGCGACGAAUAUGUGAUCGCAUCAAGAAAGUGA
This is a messenger RNA of Gloeophyllum trabeum ATCC 11539, 1518 nucleotides long. RefSeq lists its product as uncharacterized. Lineage: Eukaryota; Fungi; Basidiomycota; Agaricomycetes; Gloeophyllales; Gloeophyllaceae. The coding region runs from base 1 to 1518 and encodes 505 amino acids. The transcript has 7 exons. The record is from RefSeq and is a predicted model, not a curated record.